Fusarium keratoplasticum is the source of this 1032-nucleotide messenger RNA. Its product is annotated as Fructose-bisphosphatase. NCBI's taxonomy places the organism in Eukaryota, Fungi, Ascomycota, Sordariomycetes, Hypocreales, Nectriaceae. The transcript has 3 exons. Gene Ontology annotation, biological process: fructose metabolic process; fructose 1,6-bisphosphate metabolic process; gluconeogenesis. The coding region runs from base 1 to 1032 and encodes 343 amino acids. Gene Ontology annotation, molecular function: fructose 1,6-bisphosphate 1-phosphatase activity. Gene Ontology annotation, cellular component: cytosol; cytoplasm. The record is from RefSeq and is a predicted model, not a curated record.
AUGGCUUCCAACGGUAACAAGAUGCACGAGUCCGAGAAGGUCAACACCAACAUUGUGACCCUCACUCGCUUCCUCACUGAGGAGCAGGCCAAGCACCCUGAGGCUACUGGUGACUUUACCCUGCUUUGCCACGCUCUCCAGUUCUCUUUCAAGUCCAUCGCCUACUACAUCCGACGCGCCACCCUCGUCAACCUAACUGGUCUGGCUGGUUCCUCCAACAUCACCGGCGACGACCAGAAGAAGCUCGACGUCAUCUCCAAUGACCUCUUCAUUGAGGCCAUGCGCUCCUCGGGCAAGUGUUCGCUGCUCGUCUCUGAGGAGGAGGACGAGAUCAUCUACUUCCGCGACGCCAAGGACGCUCACUAUGCCGUCGCCUGCGACCCCAUUGACGGUUCUUCCAACCUGGACGCUGGUGUCUCUGUCGGCACCAUCUUUGGUAUUCACAAGCUUCCUCCCGGUUCCAAGGGCUGCAAGGAGGAUAUCCUGAAGCCCGGAACUGAGCUGCUGGCUGCCGGUUUCACCAUGUACGGUGCCUCGGCCCAGCUCGUCAUCACCAUGCGCGGCGGCACCGUCAACGGUUUCACCCUUGACAACGGUAUCGGCGAGUUCAUUCUGUCGCACCCCGACAUGCGCCUCCCCAAGUCGCGUGCCAUCUACUCUGUCAACGAGGGUAACUCCUUGUACUGGGAGGACAAGACGAUUGGCUACUUCAACUCGCUCAAGCUGGCCCAGGAGAACGGCAAGCCCUACAGCUCGCGUUACAUUGGUUCCAUGGUUGCCGACGCUUACCGAACCCUGCUUUACGGAGGUAUCUUUGCUUACCCCGCCGACAAGAAGAGCCCCAAGGGCAAGCUCCGUAUCCUGUACGAGUGCGCGCCCAUGGCUCUUGUGUUUGAGAAUGCUGGUGGCCAGGCUGUCGACAGCAACAUGAAGCGAAUGCUCGAGGUGGUACCCGAGCACAUCCACGACCGAGCCGGUAUCUUCAUGGGCAGCUACGACGAGGUUGAGCGGGUCAAGGCUUUCCACAAGUAA